Didymosphaeria variabile is the source of this 285-nucleotide messenger RNA. RefSeq names its product Guanine nucleotide-binding protein subunit gamma (gene GNG1). The transcript has 3 exons. The record is from RefSeq and is a predicted model, not a curated record. Bases 1 to 285 code for a protein of 94 amino acids. Gene Ontology annotation, molecular function: G-protein beta-subunit binding. NCBI's taxonomy places the organism in Eukaryota, Fungi, Ascomycota, Dothideomycetes, Pleosporales, Didymosphaeriaceae. Gene Ontology annotation, cellular component: heterotrimeric G-protein complex. Gene Ontology annotation, biological process: G protein-coupled receptor signaling pathway.
AUGAUGGCCGCUGCACCCUACGAGAUCCGCACUGGCGGCGAUGGAAAGAGCAAGAAGCAGAGCAUGGCCGAGCUGAAAUUGCGUCGCCUCACCGAGCUGAACCAGCGUUUGCGCGAGGACCUCGAGCGCCGCCGGAUACCGGUGUCGGAAGCUGCCAUUGAUCUUAUUGCAUUCACGGACAAGGAGCCCAAGGACUGGAUGGUACCAUCGCGAUGGGGAACGAUCGACAAGCGGGACGACCCCUACGCGCCUCAGCAGAGCAACGGCUGCUGCAUAGUAAUGUAA